Messenger RNA from Neurospora tetraspora, 360 nucleotides. RefSeq lists its product as uncharacterized. The record is from RefSeq and is a predicted model, not a curated record. The annotation marks the transcript as partial. Lineage: Eukaryota; Fungi; Ascomycota; Sordariomycetes; Sordariales; Sordariaceae. The transcript has 2 exons.
GACCGCUGGACGAAGGAAGUAAACGAUAGACUCUUGCCUUUGAAGGAGCAAAAGAAAAGCCAUAAAGAGAUCGUCAAGACGCUGAAGACCGAAUUCCCGUUCCUGGACGACCUGAACGAGAACAUUCUUGCGAAGAGGAUUGCUAGCCUCCGUGAAGCCGCCGCUGACCCGAUCAAACUGGACAAGUCGAUCAACAGACUCAUGCCCGCCGCAAUCCCACUGGUAGCGAGCGAGUUCUUCAAGUUGGCCGAAGAGCAUGGCUUCUCCGAGAAUGUUAACCGCAAGCGGGAGGACAUCGAGAUCAGGAUGAGGGCAUGGUACAAGGCAAUGGUGCAGUCGCUGAUCCUGGACAUGAAGAGG